Molecule: messenger RNA, 2168 nt
Organism: Rotaria sp. Silwood1
Lineage: Eukaryota; Metazoa; Rotifera; Eurotatoria; Philodinida; Philodinidae
Source: the annotation of a GenBank genome assembly
AAUAGUUUGCUCUAGCUCAACUUAUAGAUGAUAUUGAUUUUCGAAUAUUAACUUAUCUUGAACAACAAUUAAAACAACAGUACCCUGAUAUACGUGUUCGUCAAGCAAUUGCUUCGACUUUUGCUAAGUAUGUAUUUUGUAGAGAUAUUAACUAGGUAGCUUUUUUUCGAAUUUGAAUGAAUAAGUCGAUUUUAUUGAAUUAAGUUAGUUAUUAGCUACUUUUUGAUUUUAAGGUUUUAUUGAUCACAAUUCAUUUUUACCAUGUCAAUGGAUAUAUAAAAUUUAUCAUUCAUUACACGUUUAAGCAUCAACUCGAAUACAAAUUGUUUGUUAUUUUUGUCUUUUAUAUAGGUUGGAUGUUUAGAAGAUAUUUAUGUUCUUUCAAAUGUUUUAAGACCAACAACAAUUCGACCAAUUUUUUCAUAAUCAAUAUGAUCAACUUCGUUUAUUUAUAAUUUUUUUUAACAUCCCUUUAUAUGACAUGAUCUUAAUAGUUUAAUCUUUUCAAGAAAAGAGAAAAAAAAAGAUAUUUAUUAUGUUUUUUUUGAAUUCUUUCUUUUUAUUUGAAGAUUUAUCAAAUCUCAACAAAUGAACUAUUCUAUUACCAUUCUCGAAUUAUUGCAAAAAUAUGCACAAUCAUCAUUCUUUUGAACAGAAUAUAGUUGAUAUUUCAGUUUUCACAGAAGAAGAGAGUUCCAAAGUGUUAGAUUUGAAGAAUAUAUUUGAUCAUGUUUCAUCUGAACGAAUUCAUUUGUUUUUCUUUUUAAAGAGAAUAAUAAAGAUUCAUCAACAACAUCAAACACAGACAAAGUUUAAAAAGUUAAUCAUACACAAUUAUGUACUUUUGGAAAUUAUUCGAAUUAAUAUGUUCAUCAUAUCAAAUACAUAAAAGUUUAUUAAAUUCAUCAGAAAUGAUCAUUAUUGUCUAUGAAAUCAGUUUUAAGUCUUAUUUCUACACAAGAUUUAUCAAAAAAAUUUGGAAGAGAAACACUUAAUUAUUUUAAAUCAACAUUCAAUGUACACAAAAGGUAACUUCUUUUAAAUAGUAAAUAUUUAUUGUGAAGAAAAUUUCAAUUAUUAAUCUUUUUUAUUAAUCGGGUUAAGCUAAAACCUUUAAGAUGUUGUAUUGUGUCUGAAAUUUGUCUAUGGAUAAAACUUUAGAUGGAAAUCUUAUAAUGAAGGUUUCUGAAAGUGUCUUUCCUAGAGAAGGAAAAUUUCAAUAUAAGAAUGUCAUAGUAAUAAAAAAACUGAUUUUCCGAAAAUUGAUGACCUUAACGAGAGUAGUUUUGUUGUGAAAGUGUCAGAUCUUUUGAUUCGGUUCUAUCUUGAAAUUCGAAUAUUAAAUCAUCUAGUUUACGUCAGUGAUCUGCAAGACACGCUAUCAAUUCGAAAUUUGAAAAUCAUUUUUUUCUGUUAACACAACAUUCAUUUAAAAAUAUUCUUUUAAUUUAGUUUUUAUUAAAUCUUCAAAUAUUUCCUCACAAGUAUCAUUAAAUAAUUCUUUAACUUAUAUUCAUACAAUAAGUAUUCGACAAUCGAUAAUUUAUUUUAUUUGGUUCAUGUUAUGCAUCAAGUAUAAAUAGUGCAAUACGAGAGUAAAAUAAACAAAAAAAAAACGAAUUUGAUUUAUUCUGUCUGUUUUUUUGUUUUCUAUUUUAUAGUUUUUAUUGAACUAAAAAAUUGGUCUUAAAAAAUAUAUUAAUAUACAAAUGAAAGUGAUUUUCAAGCUGCUGUACUCGAUUUACUUGUUCAAUUACUUUUAAUUCGUGUUAAUUAUAGUUGAUUAGAAGCUGAUGAAAUUCGUUGUAUUUCUAAUCGUUUCGUUUAUUUUUAAAUAGCAUUUUAUUUACUGUAUUGCUGAAUUUCUUGUUAUGUUAUCACAUGAUACACUUCAUUCAAAACAAGUUAUUAAAAUACAAGAUUUAAUAAAACAUUAUGAUUCAUUAUUAGCAAGUGGACAUGAACCUGAAACACAUGGUAUUAUUAUUAAUAGUGUUCAAAUUGAAGAUGAUAAAUGGAAACGUCUUUCACGACAAAUUGUCGAUUUACUUCUUGCUCAUUUACAAUCUCAGAAUCAAUCACUUUUGGAUAUUUAUUCCACACAAUUAACACUAUUUGAUGUUGCUUUUCGAGCAUUAAAUGUCAACUGUCAAUCUACAAGUCGAUAA